CCAUGCCAUGCAAAAACCUCCAAAACACUCCAAAAAACUCCCAAUUUUCUACUAUGCAUACAUCAUCAUCAAAAGACAAAAAUUCUUCACUAGAUAUGGCUGAUUACGUAGGUGUUGAGAGCCAUGUUGAUUUAAAAUUGGCACCUUAUAAGUGGUUCAACUGCAGUAGCGGCGGCGGAGGUCUGUUAUUAAAGAAAGAGAAAAAAAAGGAAAAAAUAGAGAGAGAAUAUCCGCCGCCGCUACCCUGUCUUGCGAGGACAGAAAAUAUUCCGUCCUCGCAAAUGCCGUGGGUGAUGAAGAGAUAUCAUACACCUGAUGGCAGAUUAAUUAUCAAAGAAGAGAAAGUUAAAAGGUUUGAGUAUUUUGAGGCUCACCGUAUUGAUGGACGGUUAAUGUUGAAUCUUGUUCCGUUAAAUGAUGACGUGUCGGAUUCCGAUGGUGAUGAUGAUGAAACGGAUGGUUGUGAUCAAGGGAAAGUUGAUCAGACGGCUGUGGAGAAUGGAUCGGCAUUGAUGAAUGGUGGAAUAAAGUGUUCGAGUUUAUGUACGUUUGGUGUGGCUGUGCCGCCGAUCAGGCCAGUUCAUACAUAAACAAGUUGACCUAUCUUUUAUGAGAAAUUGAUGGGUGUUUAAAUUAUUGUUUUGUUUAGUACAAGAGGAACAAAAAUUUUGUUGGAUUUUAUUAAAUCUUUAAUUCUUUUUUAAAAUUUUCAAGUUUUGUUGUUUAAUGAUCCCUUUUUGCUGCAUUUUUAAUGUUUUUCUUAAGGCGACUGAUUAAAUUAUAUAUUAGGCGUGUUUGAUGUGCUGGAGAUAUUUUCAGAAAAUAACUGUUUUACCUUGUUGAAAAAGACUAGUACUAGACUUUUAAGAAAAGAUUUCACAUAGAAAAGUGAAAGAUGACACCGACUAACACUUAGAAAUUAUUAUCAAUAUUUAACAUUUAAAAAUCUCGUCAAAUAAUAUUUGAUUGGCUGGGUUUAUUAUUAAUGUUUUCUUUUAUAUUAUUUUAUUACAGACCAAAAAUCAGAAUUUUCUAGAAAAAUAUUUUCUGGCAUUGAGAAAAUAAUUUCG
Messenger RNA from Lycium ferocissimum, 1070 nucleotides. RefSeq lists its product as uncharacterized. The record is from RefSeq and is a predicted model, not a curated record. The coding region runs from base 3 to 590 and encodes 195 amino acids. NCBI's taxonomy places the organism in Eukaryota, Viridiplantae, Streptophyta, Magnoliopsida, Solanales, Solanaceae. The transcript has a single exon.